Messenger RNA from Sinocyclocheilus anshuiensis, 1030 nucleotides. RefSeq lists its product as uncharacterized. The coding region runs from base 12 to 956 and encodes 314 amino acids. Gene Ontology annotation, biological process: response to bacterium. NCBI's taxonomy places the organism in Eukaryota, Metazoa, Chordata, Actinopteri, Cypriniformes, Cyprinidae. The transcript is spliced from 8 exons. The record is from RefSeq and is a predicted model, not a curated record.
UAGUUACAGCAAUGAGAAACCUUAUUCUAACCUGGACAUUUCUCUUUAUUUUACAUCUGACCAAAGAGGACACUUCAGUGCAAAAGCUGAGUGCCCCAGAAAAGCAUUUUCUUGUCCUGAUGUGUUCUGACGCUCCAUAUGUUGACUGGAGCCAUGGGCUGGAAAGGGUGAUCGCCUCUAGACGAGGAAAGCAGGUGUCUUACCUGGACCAAAGCAAACACCAGCUGCUUGAAGACGGCCAGCUCUCCAUUAAAGACCUGCAGGAGUCAGACGCAGGAGAAUAUUACUGCAACCAUCAGCUAGUGGCAGAUAUCACUGUGCUCAAAGGCCAUAACUUUACAGUUCCUGAGGGCACAACUGUUUAUCUGCCAUGUAAGACGUCUGAUAAAAUGAAGCAGAGAUGGGCAUUCAAACGCACUCCUCAGUCCAGAAAAGAGUUCAUCUCCACGCUUUAUAAAAACAGCACCAUAAAGAAAGAGAGAGUUGAUCCAACAUUAAGAUUCACUCAUACCAUCAACCACCUGAUUAUCUCCAAUCUCCAGCUGCAGGACUCUGGGCUUUAUCUGUGCAACAACAGAGAGAUGGCUUUCCUUACGGUGACCACAGAAUCGACUGAAAUUGAAAACAGCAGUCCAGAUAUAAAUAAAUAUCUGACAGUGGCCGUUCUGCUGGCUUUGUGCAUACUGGCGAUGGUUUGUGUUGGCCUUCUGUCUGUGACGAUCGGCUGGAAAAGCAGGAGAAGGAGAAGAAACAUUAGAAAAGAAACAGAGCCGACAGACAUUGCAUCAGGUCUACAAUUACAAAGGAUGUCAAAUGAAGGCCCCUGGAUGUUGGACAUUGAUGAGGAUGCAGGGGAAAUCCAGUACGCGUCUCUGGGUGUGCAGCACUGGAGAGAGACAGACAGACAGCUGAGCAGCAGACAGCAUGUCAUUUACUCCACACUGAUCACGUCAUGAAAACAACACACUCAUUUACACUGGAUACAUACAGUCAAUAUGAGAAUACACUUAAAAACACCUCAUAUAGAACU